Molecule: messenger RNA, 1990 nt
Organism: Diaporthe batatas
Lineage: Eukaryota; Fungi; Ascomycota; Sordariomycetes; Diaporthales; Diaporthaceae
Exons: 2
Coding region: 188-1921 (577 amino acids)
Biological process (GO): phospholipid transport; protein insertion into mitochondrial outer membrane; establishment of mitochondrion localization
Cellular component (GO): SAM complex; ERMES complex
Source: RefSeq, a predicted model, not a curated record
AUUUUGAACAUUCCAAAGGCAAAGUGAAUGAGAUUAUUCGAUGCCAAAAGAUAUCCUAUAAUAUUCCCUGGAACUGGCCCAAUUGAGAGUCUUCACGACGCCUUGUUGCCGCUGCGAGGGCCGCUGAGCCCUCGCCUUGGACCUCGGGACGACAUCACUUGGUCGAUGCAAGUGAGAAUCAGCCAAGAUGCGCGACUUCAUAGAGUAUCUCCAAGAGGCCUUCAUCACAGCCAGCGGCGGCAACACAUAUGACAACAGUUACUCCAACCUCGACCUCACAUCGCGCUCGCUGCUGCACUUUGCCACGCCCACGGGCAGCAGGAUCACCCUCUCGUCCUUUGUGCGCCCCAGGUUCGGCACGUCGUACAGCAUCGGCAUAAAGGACGGCUGGGUCUCGUACCUCUACUCGACCCUGCCCACCGCCGCCACCACCAGCUCCGACCGCAUCCCCCUGCCCAACCUCCUGCGGUGCUACCGCCCGCUGUCCACCACCGCCCCGGCCCACGCCGUCGGCCACGGCCUCGUCUACGGCCGCCUGUACCUGCCCCAGAGCAGGCUCGAGGCCCUGCUCGCCGCCCGCGUCACCCCCGAGGUCAACCUGACCAUCCGCGCCGUCAGCCAGGAGUCCCUGCGCCACGGCGGCACCGCCCUCGCCCUGGCGUCGUGGGACGACCCCGCGGGCCGCUUCGGCAUCGAGACCCUCGCGUCGUCCGACGGCGGCGUCCUGGGCCUGAGGGGGCUGUGGAACGCGAGCAACCCGCCGGUGCGGAGCAGCGCCGCCGAGGUGGGCCCGGGUGCAGCAGCAGCAUCACUGCCCCCGAGCACGGCGAUACCGACCACCACCGCCUCCCCCGGCGAGGGCAGCCCGUCCAGCACAGCCGCAACGCCCGGAAUCAGCAGCAGCAGCAGCAGCAGUCAUCAUCACAACAACAACAACAACAACGGCAACGGCGGCAGCAGCAACGCCGACAGGGAGCGCGUCAACGGGCGCUUCAGCGUCGGCGGCGAGAUCUACUACGGCCUGCUCAACAAGUCGGGCGGGCUCAGCCUGGGCGGGCGGUUCCAGACCCUCCCGACGCACGCGGGCACCCCGCUGACGGCGGCCCUGACCUUCAACCUGCUGGGCCACUUCAGCGCCACCUACGCCGUCAUGGCCGGCCGCGGCUGCACGCUGGCCAGCGAGUUCGGCUUCAACGUCUACAGCUACGAGAGCGACUGGGCCGUGGGCGUGGAGCUGUGGCGGGGCGGCGGGGGGCGGAGGGGGGGAGGGGCGGUGGCGUCGUCGGAUGCUGGUGCUGGUGCCGGUGCUGGUGGUGAUGAAGGUGAAGGUGCUGGCCCGGGCCCGGCUGAUAUCCCGCAGCAGCAGCGGCGGCAGCAGCAGCAGGAGGCCGAGGCGGUCCUCGCUGCCAGGGCGGGGCUGGACCACGGCAUCGACCCGAGCCUGGCCGAGGCCAUGCACGCCAGGGAGGCCAGCAACAACCUGAUCAAGAACGCCGCGGCGGCCUCGCCCACCACCACCACCACCACAACAACACAAACAACAACAACGAGCACAUCACCAGCUACGACGAGGACCCCCAUGUACCAGCGCAGCUUCCAGGCGAAGCUGGAGUGGCGGCUCGACAGCGACGGGGCCGACAAGACCACCACGCCCGCGGCAGAGGUCUACGAUCCUUCCACAGGGGCGAGGCUGGCCACCGCCACUACAGGAGACGACGGCGGGGACGGCGGGGACGACGGCGCGGGCGAGGACUCGCCGGCCGGCGUGGUCAAGUGCCGCUGCGACCAGCACAUGCGGGUCGGGCUCAUGUACGAGGGCCGGUACAAGUCGCUCCUGUUCAGCCUGGGCACCGACGUCGACCUCCGCAGGCUGGACGCGCCCUUCCAGGGGGUCGGGCUCGCGGUGCAGUUCUCGUCGUGAGAUGGGUGGAUGUCUGGGCUUGGGGUGUGGCGGUUGUGGUUGUUCAAGGUCCGACUGUCUAUGCACGAG